AUGGCCCUGGGGCUCAGUGCUUCUCCAGCAGUUGUGCUUCUGCUCCUGUCCCUGCUGGGUCUGGCUGCUGCUGGGAAGCUCCUGGUGGUGCCAGUGGACGGGAGCCACUGGCUCAGCAUGCGGGAAUUGCUGGACAUGCUCCAGCAGAAGGGGCAUGAGGUGGUCGUGGUGGCACCCGAAGUCUCCCUGCAGAUCAAACCAUCCAAGAGCUUUGUGAUGAAAACCUACCCAGUGCCUUUCACUCGGGAAGAGAUGGAUAAAGUUUUCAAAGGGUCAGUAAUGGAUUUAUUUAAAGGAGGACCUUUUCUGGAAAGAGUCAUUAGACAGUACCAACAGGCAAAGAAGACCUCUGCUCUCUUCCUGGCCACCUGCACACACUUAAUCCACAACAAGGAACUCAUCAGGUACCUUGAGGAGAGCAAGUUUGAUGCCAUCCUCACAGAUCCUGUCCUCCCCUGUGGGGCAAUACUGGCCGAGUAUCUUUCCUUGCCUUCCGUGUAUUUCCUGCAGCAAAUUCCGUGUGGUUUGGAAUAUCAAGCCACCCAGUGCCCCAAUCCCCCUUCCUAUGUCCCCAGAGUAUUUACGGACCUUACAGACCGCAUGACCUUUCUCCAGCGAGUGAAGAACAUGCUCUAUGACAUGCCCAAUUUCUUCCUCUGCGACGUUGUCUUCCAACCUUAUGCAGAACUGGCUUCGGAGUUCCUACAGCGGGAGGUGACCGUGCCGGAUCUCCUGCGCCAGGCUUCCAUUUGGCUCAUGAAGCUGGACUUUGUCUUGCACUUCCCAAAGCCCUUGAUGCCCAACAUGGUUUUGAUUAGUGGAGUAAAUUGUGCUUACAAGAAGCUAAGUCAGUGCUACCCCACUGCCAGCUAG
Messenger RNA from Zonotrichia leucophrys gambelii, 873 nucleotides. Its product is annotated as UDP-glucuronosyltransferase 1A1-like. The transcript is spliced from 2 exons. The record is from RefSeq and is a predicted model, not a curated record. Bases 1 to 873 code for a protein of 290 amino acids. Gene Ontology annotation, molecular function: UDP-glycosyltransferase activity. NCBI's taxonomy places the organism in Eukaryota, Metazoa, Chordata, Aves, Passeriformes, Passerellidae.